Molecule: messenger RNA, 4150 nt
Organism: Gallus gallus (chicken)
Lineage: Eukaryota; Metazoa; Chordata; Aves; Galliformes; Phasianidae
Gene: STRN3
Product: striatin 3
Exons: 18
Coding region: 198-2633 (811 amino acids)
Cellular component (GO): dendrite
Molecular function (GO): protein phosphatase 2A binding; armadillo repeat domain binding; calmodulin binding
Source: RefSeq, a predicted model, not a curated record
GACGGCCGGGAGGCUGUAAUGGCGGCUGGCGGCAACUCGGCGCUGCUCUGACACCCGGAUACCGCUCGGCGCGGCCCCCCGCCUCCCCGUACCCGGCCCGCCCCCUCCCUCCCGCCCCAGCCAGCGCCGCUCGCCCCCUCCCCGGCCCCUGCUCGAGGCCCCCGCCGCGGGACGAGAAGGAGGGCUCCCCGCAGACAAUGGACGAGCACCCCGGAGCCGGAGGAGGCGGCGGGAUGGCGGCCGCGCCGAGGCCGCAACAGCCCCCGCCGCAGAGCGGGGGUAACGUGAACCUGCAGCCGGGCGGGGGCUGCGCGGGGGCCGGAGCCGGCGGCGGAGGGCAGCAGCAGCCGCAGGGCCCCGCGGCCCCGGGCGGGCAGGAGGCGGCGGGCCCCGCCGAGCUGUCCCGGCCGCAGCACUACACCAUCCCGGGGAUCCUUCACUACAUCCAGCACGAGUGGGCUCGCUUCGAGAUGGAGCGGGCGCACUGGGAGGUGGAGCGGGCCGAGCUGCAGGCUCGGAUAGCAUUUUUACAAGGGGAAAGAAAGGGUCAAGAAAACUUGAAGAAAGAUUUAGUGAGAAGAAUAAAAAUGUUAGAAUAUGCAUUAAAACAAGAAAGGGCAAAAUAUCAUAAAUUGAAGUAUGGCACAGAAUUGAACCAAGGUGACUUGAAAAUGCCAACUUUUGAAUCAGAAGAAACCAAAGAUACGGAGGUUCCUGCAGUACCUCAAAAUAGCCAACUGACCUGGAAGCAAGGCAGGCAGUUACUAAGACAGUAUCUUCAGGAAGUAGGUUAUACAGAUACGAUAUUGGAUGUACGCUCCCAGCGGGUAAGGUCUUUGCUUGGGCUCUCCAAUUCGGAACCAAAUGGUUCAGUAGAGACAAAGAAUUUAGAACAGAUCCUCAAUGGGGGCGAAUCUCCUUCAUCAAAACAAAAGGGACAGGAAAUCAAAAGGAACUCUGGUGAUGUUCUUGAAACAUUUAACUUCUUAGAAAAUGCGGAUGAUAGUGAUGAAGAAGAAGAGAGUGACAUGAUAGAAGAUAUUGCAGAAGGAAAAGAGAAGCACCGGAUAAAUAAGAAACACAAAAUUGGUAAUGAAGGUUUAGCUGCUGACCUUACAGAUGAUCCUGAUACUGAAGAAGCCUUGAAAGAAUUUGAUUUUUUAGUGACAGCUGAAGAUGGUGAGGGAGCUGGAGAAGCCCGAAGUUCUGGAGAUGGAACAGAGUGGGACAAAGAUGACCUGUCCCCAACUGCUGAGGUUUGGGAUGUAGACCAGGGACUAAUAAGUAAACUGAAGGAACAGUACAAGAAGGAACGAAAGGGGAAGAAAGGGGUAAAGAGAGUCAACAGGACAAAACUUCAAGACAUGAUAGCAGAUCUGGGCGAUGAUGAGAUACCCCACAUCCCUUCAGGAAUCAUUAAUCAAUCUAGGUCACCCUCUUCUAGAAUGACUGAUCAUGAAGGUGCAAGAGCAGAGGAAGCUGAGCCAAUAACGUUUCCAUCUGGAGGAGGCAAGUCAUUUAUUAUGGGUUCUGAUGAUGUUUUGUUAAGUGUACUGGGCCUUGGAGACCUUGCAGACUUGACAGUAACAAAUGAUGCAGACUAUAGUUAUGAUCUGCCAGCUAAUAAAGAUGCCUUCCGAAAGACAUGGAACCCUAAGUAUACGCUACGCAGUCAUUUUGAUGGAGUGCGGGCAUUAGCUUUUCAUCCUGUAGAGCCUGUGCUGGUUACAGCCUCUGAGGACCAUACUCUAAAACUCUGGAAUUUGCAGAAAACGGUUCCUGCCAAAAAGAGUGCCUCUUUAGAUGUAGAACCCAUCUACACAUUUAGGGCCCACAUUGGACCUGUAUUGUCAUUGGCAAUUAGUUCUAAUGGAGAACAAUGUUUCAGUGGUGGUAUUGAUGCAACCAUCCAAUGGUGGAACAUGCCAAGCCCUAACGUGGACCCAUAUGACACCUAUGAGCCAAACGUUCUAGCUGGCACACUAGUUGCUCACACAGAUGCAGUCUGGGGUCUUGCUUACAGUGGUGUAAAGAAUCACUUACUAUCUUGCUCAGCAGAUGGCACUAUUAGAUUAUGGAACCCACCAGAAAAAAUGCCCUGUAUUUGCACUUACAAUGGAGAGAAAGAGCAUGGAAUACCUACGUCAGUUGACUUCAUAGGUUGUGAUCCUGCUCAUAUGGUGGCAUCUUUUAACACUGGCAGCACAGUCAUCUAUGAUUUAGAAACAUCUCAGUCAGUGGUAAUGCUUUCAUCCCAAGUAGAAUCUGGUGUACAAUCAAAUAAUCACAUUAACAAGGUAGUAAGUCAUCCCACGCUUCCUGUUACUAUUACAGCUCAUGAAGAUAGACACAUCAAAUUUUUUGACAACAAAACGGGUAAAAUGAUCCAUUCUAUGGUUGCUCACUUGGAUGCUGUCACGAGUCUAGCUGUAGAUCCUAAUGGAAUCUAUUUAAUGUCUGGAAGCCAUGAUUGUUCCAUUAGAUUAUGGAAUUUGGACAGCAAGACAUGUGUGCAAGAAAUAACAGCUCAUAGGAAAAAGCUGGAUGAAUCAAUUUAUGAUGUAGCAUUUCAUCCAUCAAAAGCAUAUAUUGCCAGUGCAGGAGCUGAUGCCCUUGCCAAAGUAUUUGUGUGACACAGCAGAACAAACCUGCAUCAUAACAGCAGGUCUGUUUGGACAAAAAAGAGGGAACGCGUCACUGCCAUCGAUAAGGUUACCAAUAAGACACUACGUCUGAUCUGCCUGAGUGAAGGCUCUUAAGUGGGGCAGGUUUCAGUUGGUGAAAAGUCACCACAUAUUGAACAAUGUCAGGCUCAUUCAUUUAACUGUAAUUACUGUAUUGGGGGGGUGGGGAAAGUAAAAAAGGAAAACCAGUAUUUGUAGCCUUGACUGGAUAUGAACUGAGCGUAUGUCUGUUCUUUAGGUGUCUUUAAGCAAACGUGGAGUCUGAUCUUACAAAAGACUUUUAUUUUGGACUCUGUGUGCUGCCUUAGGGUUAGGAAUGUGGUGCUCUUGUGGGGGGAAGUGAGCUCCAAGAGUAGCUUUCUUUUCAUCUCUUAGUAAUCUUCUGUUUAUCAGUUGAAUGCCACAGAUUCCCCUUUUAAACUUUUAUUUUGCUUUAAAGAAAAGGAAAUUUAACUUAAAAUAUUUUAGCAUUAGUUGCACAAAAUGUUUGGAUAAAAUUCUAGUUUUUAUAAGUCUUUUUAUAUAUUUAGCCUGUCACAACAGUGCUCAAGAUUGUAUUAAUAAUGUUUUUCUGCAUUAUAGAACCCUAAAACACAGAGAACUCACUGACCCGCUGCCGUGUAACCACACUCUUCCCUUCUUUUGCCUAAUACAGCUCAGCUAAGUCCUUGCAUAAGGAUGCUAAUUCUUCAUCAUCACAUAACUGUCUUCAUAAAUAAAGGACUGUAAAAUGUGUUUAAAUGAAACACAGAGGGGUUAACACCCCCCAAUGAACUCUUAAAAAAAAAUAUUAAUCUUGGCAUCCUAUCACUAUGUGAUAUUUUGUACAUCUUACUGUAUUUACGAGUUUAUUUAUCAAGGAUUACCCAUCUUGCUAAUGGCCUAUUGUUAUUUAUUUCACUUUUUGUUGGUCUUUAUAUCCUUUUAUGUAGUGUGUUAAAGGGCCCUGUAUAUCUAUUAUGGCACUCUUUGAACAGUCUAAAAUAGAUAAGAAAAUGGGACAUUUCAUGAUUCUAAAGUUGCAAACCAAGAUAUUUUUUUUUCUUUUGAUUAAGUAUUUGAAGUGGAGUGGAUUCCAAAAACCAAUCUUGUUUCAGAACUUUUGGAGUGAAAAAAUUUUUUUGCGUUUCAAAUAGAAUACAAAAGUAGUUGAUUCAAGAUUCAUAAAUCUGCUGUGUUUUGGCUAGUUAUUCCCUGCUUUUAUUUUAUUUUUGGAUGUGCUUCAGUUUAUGGUGUAACUAAACAUUUUGUUUGUGUAAUGCAUGAUUAAUACAAUAAAGUAUUUUUUCUAGUCUUCCACAAAACUUUUCUGAUCAGUUUGCGAGUUUUGAUGAGUUUUGUAAGGUUUCUGUUUUACAAACUAUGAAUCAGCGAAUUUUUAAGAUUGUACCACAUAGCAGAAGUACAGCUGUUGAAAAAUAAUGUAUAUAAAAUGCAUAUAAUAAAUAUUAAAUGGUGUACCUGUA